Messenger RNA from Nakaseomyces glabratus, 1245 nucleotides. It is a transcript of the gene IVY1, whose product is annotated as Ivy1p. Gene Ontology annotation, cellular component: fungal-type vacuole membrane. NCBI's taxonomy places the organism in Eukaryota, Fungi, Ascomycota, Saccharomycetes, Saccharomycetales, Saccharomycetaceae. Gene Ontology annotation, molecular function: phospholipid binding. The record is from RefSeq and is a predicted model, not a curated record. Gene Ontology annotation, biological process: vacuole fusion, non-autophagic.
AUGAAUGGCAAAGAGGAGAACUUCAAGUCUCCUGCGCGGUAUGCGGCGCACUUAUCUGAGUUCUAUCCUUUGGUGAACGGCGAAAGCCAUGGCCAGAUGAGCAACAAGGAAGACAUGCAUACGCCAGACCGCCGGAGUUAUCUAGAGGAACCUAUCACACCUCGAUCUCAGAUGCAUACGAGGAGAACGUCAAGUGUGGCAUCAGGAGUGAGCUCUAUUAGCGAUAUCCAAAGCUUUGUCACCAAGAGAGACGUUAAGCUUACAUCGGACGCGCUCAAGGAACUUCACGAGACUUCUUACCGAUUUUCCAAGGCUCUAAAUAGUGUAGCCACUGAGGCUAAUGCGAUGGCAAAGAGUCUAGAGAGUAUAGCAAGACUGAAGGGCUGUGGCGAUGAUAUUGCACAAAAUCUUCUGAGCGCUGGCGGGCUCUUCUAUUUAGUGGGCAACCAUGACUUAAUAAUGGCCAAUUACUUAGAUGAGUACCUUGGAGAGAAUUUACUAAAAGACAUAGAUGAAUUUAAAGUAGAUUCGAAGACAUUAGAAAAUAGCUUCAAAGCGAAGAGCAAAUCUGAGACGGUAAAAUUGAGAUUACAAGAGAAACACAACAGGCAGCUAGGGAAGCGUAAAAUAAGGAACCUAUUGGCAUAUAGAGAGAGCUUGCUAAGUCUCCAGAACACUCUCGAUGAUCUCGAGACGUUAAAGCAUAACUACUAUGUCGACUCAUAUGAAUUGGUGGAGUCUACAUGUAGCAAAGUGCUUGGAAAAGUGGCUUCACUAUCCAGGGCUCAAUUAGAAAUAUCAGAAAAUAUUGCCAGAAAAGGAUGGGCUGGAGGUGGCCUUGAUAAUUUGUUACAAGUUAGCGAUGAUCAAUACAACAAGGACACGAUGGAGACCGAAGAAGAGCAAGAUAAUCCGACAGCAGCACAACCAACAUUGACUAAAACACAAUCCGACAAUGGCGGGAGAGCUAGUCUUUCACCCUCUCAGACAGGUCUGCGAUCACCCAUAAAAGCUAUUCAAGAAGGCAGUAUAAAAACAAAUGACCAAAGCUCGCUUUUAAGAGGUGAUGAGAGUCAGGAUCAAGAAGCACAGAAUAGCAUAGACAGAGAAAGCGAGAAUAAUUAUGAUGUUACUGAAAAUUCUUUCUCUUUACCUCCAACUCGUAAGGAUGACUUAGAAGACGCUGGCAGUUCAGAGAACAUUCUUAGUGGUUUAGACAAACUUAAAAUCGAUGAAGAAGAUUAG